This is a messenger RNA of Exophiala spinifera, 1947 nucleotides long. RefSeq lists its product as uncharacterized. Gene Ontology annotation, biological process: DNA-templated transcription. The transcript has 7 exons. Lineage: Eukaryota; Fungi; Ascomycota; Eurotiomycetes; Chaetothyriales; Herpotrichiellaceae. Gene Ontology annotation, molecular function: DNA binding; zinc ion binding. The record is from RefSeq and is a predicted model, not a curated record. The coding region runs from base 1 to 1947 and encodes 648 amino acids.
AUGUCGACCCGGCUCGUUCGAUUGGAAGCUUUGAUCAAUUCGUCAUCAAAGACUCAUCGAGCCGAUGCCCAUGGUGGACAUGGGAGAGCAGCCCCUACAGAGGAUACCUCGAUCGUUCGAACCAACUUCCGUGUGGCGGCACUCCCCAAGGACGACCGAUCAGCGAUUACAAUACACGAGGUUGAAAGAUUGGACAAUGCCACCAGGUCUGAAUCGACCUGGGUGCCAUCUAAUCUCGACUCGACCCUGGACCGUCGUCAGCCUAGAUCCGUAGCAGGCGCAAAUUUUGACGGCCAAGGGAACAGUACUGGAUCUGAUCACGAUCAGAUGCCACGCGUCAUCAUCGAUGCAGCGUACUUCCAGAGUCAGCAGAGCCAAACCGCUACGACUGCCACAACAGGUCUCAAAUCGCCGAGCGUCGCAAAGACUGGAAGCGCCCAAGCUCUAGCAGAAAGCCCAAAGCAACUCUUAGCCGAGAUGUCUAACAGGGAAUACUUUGCAUUCUUUACAAAAUCGCUCGAUGCCGCCUUCGGUAUUGUUGACCAAUACUGGUUCUGCACUACUCUGCUUGAACAUUUUCGAAGACCGAGUCCAGAUGAUGAAGAUCUAUCGUGGUUUGCCCUCCGCUUCACGGUAUAUGCGUUCGGAUGUCGAAUCGCUCUGAGUCAGACUGAGCCAUAUGCACGUGCGGCCGAGGCGUCCAUGGCUCUUUUCAGAAACGCUUUGUCGGUACAGUCAGACAUCAUGCAUCGUCACGCUACCAUCAACGGCGUCAGAGCCUUAUCGCUCAUGGCAUACUUCAGCGAGGGCAUCGGUAGCCCCCACAUGACAUAUACCCUGAUCUCGAAUGCAAUGCGCCUGGCCAUUGCAAAAGGGCUCCACUGCCAGGCACCGCCUACGUGGAGACUUUCACGGCGGGAAAUUUUGCAACGCAACCAGCUGUUUUGGAAUAUAUACGUACUGGAUAGGCAGAUUUCUUCCCGCUCGGGACUUCCACCAGCCAUAGACGACGAUGAGAUUAGCUGCGAGACUCCCGAGAUAUCUACUAGCGUCAGUGAUACAAGCGCCACAUUCACCACGAUCUGUGUCCUGCUUGGACAAAUUCAAUCGCAAGCAUAUAGGCGCUUGUCAAGUGCCCGAGCCCGGCGACAACCUACAGAAAAAAUGAUACGCGCAGUGACCGAGCUGAACGCCAAGGUAGAUUCCUUAAAACAUACCGUCAAGCACUUCAUACCGUUCGAUGACGCUGUCGAGGAUACCCAAUUGCCACAAAACAUGACCAGAUGUCAGCUCAUGGUGGCAUACUUUCUCUACUACAGCGUUUUGAUCGACAUCCACAGCUCUUUGCUUGUCCCUUGGUUCCAUUUCACCGACUCAGGCCAAUUCGACGCGUUUCGAGCCCAGGUGGAAAGCUCUUGUCGUACCGUUGCCGAGACUGCGCGCCGCAUCAUCCUGUGCACUGGCUUGAUCCGUCUGAAGCCCAAUACACCGGUACUGCUUGCACUGUAUGGACCAUUCCGGGCAUCCAUCAUGCUUUUCAUCCAUAUCCUGUCCAAUCCAGGUGCGGCCACCGCCCAGUCUGAUCUGGUUCUGAUGGGUGUCGCCUCGGGAUACGCUCAUCGUCUCAAUUUUGAGACGGGCGGUGCUUUCAAUUGGCCAUACAUUGGUGAGUGGGCUGCAGCGGCUUCCGCGGCCGUUCACUCAGCCAGACCCUCCGGUGCAGGUUUCGCAGCUCAAGUUCGCGAACCCAACACUGCGAUGAUGGACUCAUCAGAUGCUGGUGUCGGUGCUCAAAAUGAAGCUGAAUCCAACACUCCCAACUCGGGUGAAAACCAAUACUUCCAAGAGUUAUUUGACCCUUCAUUCGAAGGCGACAUGGACCUAUGGAGCACGUUGGUACCUGUUGUAUCUUCAGAGGAACUGGACAUGGACAUCUUUGCGACCUGA